ACCAAAAAGAAAGAGAAAAAAAAAAACAAUGACCAAGGAAAACAAACGGUUUGUUUUUGUCUUGUUGAGGUUUCUGCUCCUGUUUCCAUGGCUUUGAUCAUACAUUGUUAGGUUUGGAGAGAGAGGAGAAGAAACAAGCCUCCAAGUUUUCUCUCCUGGUUCUUGAGCCAUGAACGAGAAAACAAGGACCCUGUGUUCCCUCCUCUGUUUCUUCUCUGUUCUUCUAGUCUCUAUCUCUCAAUCUAACGGACAAGAUCUCGCGUUGUCCUGCGGAGCAUCGGAACCAUCUUCAGAUCCAGACAAGAAGAAAUGGGAACCAGACACCAAGUUCUUGAAAACUCCAAACACGGUUCACGCAACAGCUACGUAUCAAGAUCCAUCUCUUCUCUCGACAAUUCCUUACAUGACAGCAAGAAUCUUCACAGCUCCCGCCACUUACGAGAUCCCGGUUAAAGGAGACAAAAGACAUUUGCUCCGGUUACAUUUCUACCCAUCAGCAUACACGGGACUCAACAUCGAUGACGCUUACUUCUCCGUAGCAGCUAACGAUGUCACCCUUCUAAGCAACUUUAGUGCUUCUAUCACAUGUCAAGCCUUAACACAAGCUUACCUAAUCAGAGAAUAUUCUCUUGCACCAACCCUAAAAGAUGCCUUGACCAUCACCUUUACUCCCUCGGAUAAACAUCCUAAAGCGUUUGCUUUCAUAAACGGUAUUGAAGUCGUUGAGAUGCCAGAACUGUUUGAUACAGCUGUUCUCGUUGGGUUCACAGAUCAAACAGCAGAUGCUAAGUCCGCUAAUCUUCAGACCAUGUUUAGACUUAACGUUGGUGGUCAGGACAUUCCUGGAAGCCAAGACUCUGGCGGGUUAACAAGAACUUGGUACAACGAUGCUCCUUACAUAUUCAGCGCAGGUCUUGGUGUUACCCUUCAAGCAAGCAACAACUUCAGGAUUGACUACCAGAAAAUGCCGGUCUCGACCGCUCCACCAGAUGUCUACAAAACAGCUAGAUCACAAGGACCAAACGGAGACAUCAACGUUAAUUCUAAUCUCACAUGGAUGUUUCAAGUCGAUACUAACUUCACUUACAUCAUGAGACUCCACUUCUGCGAGUUCCAGCUUUCUAAAGUCAACCAAAAAGCUUUCGACAUCUACAUCAACAACAGAACAGCACAAGGAGACGUCAACGCCGCGGAUAUAAUCGCGUGGUCAGGUGGGAAAGGUGUCCCUACGUACAAAGACUACGCGAUGUACGUUGAUGCUAGCAACGGUGGAGCAGGAGGCGAAGAGGUUUCACUUCAGAUGACUCCUUCCAAAUUUGCUAAACCGGAGUAUCUCGACUCACAGCUCAACGGGCUAGAGAUUUUCAAGAUGGACACGAUGAAAAACCUAGCCGGUCCGAACCCUAAACCAUCAGCUAUGCAAGCUAACCAAGAUGGUAAAAGAGAGUUUCGAAGAGACAAAAGAGUCAUAGCUUUUAUCAUCGGUUCCAUUGGUGGAGUCGCAGCGGUUUUGCUAUGUGCGUUGUGUUUCACAAUGUAUCAAAGGAGACGUAAGUCCCAAGGAAGCGAUUCUUACACAUCGAGUUGGCUUCCUAUAUACGGAAACUCACACACAACCGCGACAAAAUCUACUAUUUCCGGUAAGAGCAACACGGGAAGCCACUUAUCUAACCUUGCAGCGGGUCUAUGCCGAAGGUUCACGUUGUCUGAGAUCAAACACGGAACUCAAAACUUCGAUGAGUCAAACGUGAUAGGAGUGGGAGGGUUUGGUAAAGUUUACAAAGGAGUUAUAGACGGAACCACGAAAGUGGCCAUCAAGAAAUCAAACCCUAAUUCGGAACAAGGUCUAAACGAGUUCGAGACAGAGAUAGAACUUCUCUCGAGGUUAAGACACAAACACUUGGUCUCUUUGAUCGGUUACUGCGACGACGGUGGAGAGAUGUGUUUGAUAUACGAUUACAUGUCACUCGGAACACUUAGAGAGCAUCUUUACAACACCAAGAGACCUCAGUUAACUUGGAAAAGACGUCUAGAGAUCGCUAUUGGAUCAGCAAGAGGGUUGCAUUACCUUCACACGGGUGCGAAGUACACGAUCAUACACCGUGACGUGAAGACAACGAACAUCUUGCUCGAUGAGAAUUGGGUUGCUAAAGUUUCCGACUUCGGUUUAUCCAAAACCGGACCGAACAUGAACCAAGGUCAUGUCACGACCGUUGUCAAAGGAAGCUUCGGGUACUUAGAUCCAGAGUACUUUAGGAGACAGCAGUUAACCGAGAAGUCAGAUGUGUACUCUUUUGGAGUUGUUCUGUUCGAGAUCUUAUGCGCUAGGCCGGCUUUAAACCCUAGCUUGCCUAAGGAGCAAGUGAGUCUUGGAGACUGGGCGAUGAACUGUAAAAGGAAAGGGACGUUAGAGGAUAUCAUUGAUCCUAAUCUUAAAGGGAAGAUUAAUCCUGAGUGUUUGAAGAAGUUUGCGGACACGGCGGAGAAGUGUCUUUCCGAUAGUGGUUUAGAUCGGCCGACGAUGGGAGAUGUUUUGUGGAACCUUGAGUUCGCACUUCAGUUGCAAGAAACUGCUGAUGGGUCGCGUCAACCAACGCCUAGUCGUGGAGGUGAGUCAGAGGAUUUAGCCGGAGGUGGUGGUAUGGAGGUUAACGUCGUCGGCGCCGGAGAACAUGACGCGAGUGACAUGUCCUCGGAAGAUAACAGUGGGAUAUUUUCUCAAAUUGUAAACCCUAAAGGGCGAUAAGAUAAUUUCACGACCGAACAGAAAAAAAAGAUAUCCAGUUUUUUUUUGUGUGUGUUCCUGAUGUGGAAAGUAAGAGGAGACUCUGUAUUAAUCCCUUUUCUUUAUGUAACUAGAUCUUCUUUCUUUUUA
Messenger RNA from Raphanus sativus (radish), 2875 nucleotides. Its product is annotated as receptor-like protein kinase ANXUR2. The record is from RefSeq and is a predicted model, not a curated record. Bases 170 to 2746 code for a protein of 858 amino acids. Gene Ontology annotation, molecular function: ATP binding; transmembrane receptor protein tyrosine kinase activity. The transcript is spliced from 3 exons. Gene Ontology annotation, cellular component: plasma membrane; plasmodesma. Gene Ontology annotation, biological process: protein autophosphorylation. NCBI's taxonomy places the organism in Eukaryota, Viridiplantae, Streptophyta, Magnoliopsida, Brassicales, Brassicaceae.